This is a messenger RNA of Cajanus cajan (pigeon pea), 2935 nucleotides long. RefSeq names its product putative inactive histone-lysine N-methyltransferase SUVR2. Gene Ontology annotation, molecular function: zinc ion binding; histone methyltransferase activity; protein binding. Gene Ontology annotation, cellular component: nucleus. The record is from RefSeq and is a predicted model, not a curated record. NCBI's taxonomy places the organism in Eukaryota, Viridiplantae, Streptophyta, Magnoliopsida, Fabales, Fabaceae.
AUUUAUCGUACUUUGAAUUAAACACGAAAAUGCUUAUAAACCCCUUUCCUUUUCCCGUGAAAUCCUGUGCCAAACCACAAUAAGGGUGGUUUGAACCAAAAUUCAUUUCUCAAUUUUUUAGGGGAAAUGCGUAGCUUCAAACACAGGAAUUUGCGGCUGAGUAUAGCAAACAGUGUGUGUUUGUUAUCACGGUUUAAAAACGGGAGGAAUAUUUAGUUACAAAGGAGGUGAAUCUCCUCGUUACGCAGGAACGGAGAGAGGUAUAGUGUAGUGAAAACACAAUGGACUGGAUCCAAUAACACAAAAGUAGUGGGGGUUUGUUUUCAGCUGCUGGCUGGAUAUUAUUUUGAAGGUAAUUUGUAAAAGUGCUGGCUACGACUUGCCCUAACAUUAAAUUGGGUAUCCUUUGGAAUUAUUCUUUCCCUGCUGAUGCAUAAGCUCAUUUCCUUUUUGAAAGAGGAGCAAAACGAUAAUCUAGUUGCAUGAAUUGAUUUCCGAAGGAAAAGAAAAAAAAAAAAAAAAAAAGGUUAAUUGCGGGGGCAUAUAAAGCUCAAUGUGUUUGCGAGUUUUGGCUAAAAGCAAUUUGGAGGGGCACAAAGUUUUUGCAUACAAGUGUCUUUUACAUUAGUGUUCAAUUGCGUGACAAAUACUUCUGGAGUUAUAAUGGCUCCUAAUCCAAGAGUCAUUAACGCCUAUAAUGCCAUGAGUUCCUUAGGAAUUUCUGUUGAAGAGGUGAAACCGGUGUUGAAAAGAUUGUUACAAUUGUAUCAGAAUAACUGGGAACUUAUUGAAGAAGACAAUUAUCGUACACUUAUAGAUGCAUACUUUGAAUUGAAGGAGGAAGAUAAGCAAGCAGAAGGUAAGAGAAAAGCUCUAAUCAAUUAUCCUGAUGGGGAAAGGCCAAAACAGAAACUGCAUUUGGUGGAUGGAGAUGACCAGGUUUCAUCAUCUGACAACUCAAAACAAGAGUUGUCUGCAGAAAACACUGAGAUACAUUCAAAGACUUUUAAACAGGAAAUUGUUGAACCUUCUCAACCCUGCAUUGGAGAUAUAGAGGCCACAUCCAGUUCACAAAAAUUGCGCACAAUGUUGAAUGAGGGAGAAAGAAUCUCACCUUUACCUUGCAAGGUUGCUAGAGAUGGAAAAUUGCAUCCUGAGAAAGCUUCAGCUGCAGGGCAUUGUGAAGAUCCAAUUGAUAAAGCUAGCAAUCCUCAUUUCCAUAGGAAAAAUAUUUCAAGUGAUCAUCAUCAGAAGGAGCUUAUGGCACCAAGAACUGCGAAACACAAGUUACAUCUUGGACCUGUUUCAAAGAGUUACGAUGGCUCAUCUGAUGUUUCAAAAGGAAAUCUUCAUGCCAAAUCUCUGUUAGCUCUGUUUCAUAAUGUGCACAAGAAAGGUGAUAGCUCAGCUUGCAAUAAUAACAACAGAACUCAGAAGGGUGAUAUUAACAUUGCUUCUUCACCUUUGGGAGAAGUUAAAAUUUUUUUAAACUGCGAUGCUGCUUUGAGACAACCAAAAUUCCAUAUUCCUGAUUUGGAUGCUGUUAUGAAGUCCAUGGAGGAGAAAUACCUGAAGGGUUACAAGAUCGUUGAGCCUCAAUCAUCUAUGGUGAAGGUAUUAGAUGAUUUAUGUGGAAGUUACUUGAAGCUGGGCUUGAAUUUAAAUCGAAAGGGGUCACACAAUGUGACAUGUCUGCCACAGCAAGCAGUUACUGAACAUGAAAAUAAUUCCUUUCACUUUGUCAGUGACCUUACAAAAGGUUCAGAGAAUGUUAAAAUAUCAUUGUUAGAUGAAACUGGAAGUGAGGACUUGCCAAAGUUUAAUUACAUACCCAAUAAUGUAAUAUAUCAAGAUGCUAACGUGAAUAUUUCACUUGCUCGUAUUGCGGAUGAGGGUUGCUGUGCUGAUUGUGCUGGCGACUGUCUUUCCUUACCUUUUCCUUGUGCAUGUGCUCAAGAAACAGGUGGGGAGUUUGCUUACACUCCACAAGGUUUGUUGAAUGAAGACUUUUUAACAGUUUGCAUGUCUAUGAAAAUGGAACCACAAGAUCAUCAUUUUGUAUAUUGCCAAGUAUGCCCACUGGAGAGGUCUAAGAAUGACAACAAAACUGAACCAUGCAAGGGGCAUCUGGUUAGGAAGUUUAUCAAGGAAUGCUGGAGGAAAUGUGGAUGUGACAUGCAGUGUGGAAAUCGGGUAGUGCAACGAGGCUUAGGAUGUAAAUUGCAGGUGUUUUUGACUGGAGAAGGUAAGGGAUGGGGCGUCAGAGCUCUAGAAUAUUUGCCUAAGGGAUGUUUUGUAUGUGAAUAUGCCGGGGAAAUAUUAACCAAUACAGAAUUAUAUGAAAGGAUUGUGCAGAACAGCAGCAAUGAUAGACAUACAUAUCCUGUAACCCUUGAUGCAGACUGGGGCUCGGAAGGGGUGUUAAAGGAUGAAGAAGCACUAUGCUUAGAUGCAACAUAUAAUGGAAAUGUUGCAAGGUUUAUCAAUCAUAGAUGCUGGGAUGCAAAUCUGAUAGACAUUCCCGUUGAAGUGGAAACUCCUGAUCGUCACUAUUAUCAUCUGGCACUCUUUACAAACAGAAAUGUAAACGCAUACGAGGAGUUGACAUGGGACUAUUGUAUUGACUUUGAUGAUCAUGAACAUCCUAUUCAAGCAUUUAAGUGUUGUUGUGGAAGUGCAUUCUGCCGUGAUAAGAAACAAAAAGGAACUAAUAGAUCAUUGAAAGGUAAAAAACACAGGGAAUAAAGGUGAAAGACUCCCCACUCAGGGAGACACAUGCUUACGGACGGACUAAAUAGUUGACAUUUUUUCGUUCGUUGUUUGUUUUCAUUUACCAUCUAUUUGCUGAAAGUUAGCGAUAACUGUUUUUCAAAGCAGCUUUUUAUGCUUGCUGGAGCAGUAAAUGCUAGUCAUAUAGAUGGUUUUUUUUUAGACA